Messenger RNA from Vicia villosa (hairy vetch), 1313 nucleotides. RefSeq names its product GDSL esterase/lipase At5g45670-like. The transcript has 5 exons. The record is from RefSeq and is a predicted model, not a curated record. Gene Ontology annotation, molecular function: hydrolase activity, acting on ester bonds. NCBI's taxonomy places the organism in Eukaryota, Viridiplantae, Streptophyta, Magnoliopsida, Fabales, Fabaceae. The coding region runs from base 32 to 1123 and encodes 363 amino acids.
AAUAUAAUUUAUCAUUUCCAAUUCUAAUAAUAUGACUUGCGAGACUAAAAAAUGGUUGAUUUUGAAUCUUUUUCUCUUGGCUGCAAGCUAUAUGCAGCGUUCUUGUGCCCACGGAGAAUCACCUCAAGUGAAAUGCAUUUUCGUAUUUAGUGACUCCUUCUCUGACAAUGGAAACAACAACAAUCUUAACACCCAAGCAAAAGCUAACUACAAGCCAUAUGGCAUCGACUUUCCAACUGGUGCAACCGGACGAUUUACCAAUGGACUAACAACAAUUGAUUAUACUGGUCAAUUACUCGGAGUCAAGGAUUUCAUCCCACCUUUCGCAAACAUGGGUGACUCAGACAUACUCAAGGGUGUUAAUUAUGCAUCUGGUUCAGGAGGAAUUCGCGAUGAGUCUGGCAAACAAUUGGGUGAUCGAAUCCCUUUGAGACAACAGAUAAAAAAUCACAAGACCAUAGUUUCCCAAAUAGGAAAAGAGCUUGGAGGUGUGUCUCAAGCUAAAAACUAUCUGAAGAAGUGCCUAUAUUAUGUGAAUAUUGGCAGCAACGAUUACCUAAACAAUUACUUCAUGCCCAAAAUAUACCCAACAAGUCGCAUUUAUAACCCUGAACAGUAUGCUGAAGUUCUUAUUAACCAAUAUUCUCUUGAUUUAAAGGAUUUGUAUGUUAAUGGAGCAAGAAAAUUCAUACUAGUUGGGUUGGGCCUAUUAGGUUGCCUUCCAAACAACAUAGCUAAGAAUGGAAAUAAUGGAUCAUGUGUUGAAAGUCAGAAUGCGGCUGCAUUAAUAUUCAGUCAGAAGCUUAGAUCUCUAGUGGAUAAAUUCAAUGCCAAACUUCCUAAUUCCAGAUCUAUCUUUGUAAAUAGUACUGCUGGUCCAGUACAAAGCACACCAGCUUUUACUUUUACAAAAACUCCUUGUUGUCCAACAAGGCCUGAUGGGAUGUGUAUUCCUGGUUUAAAACCAUGUCCUAAUAGAGAUGAUUAUGUUUUUUAUGAUGGAAUUCAUCCCUCAUCAGCUUAUAACAAAUUCACAGCAUUAACUUCAUAUGAUAGUUCUAUUAGUCCAGACACAACUCAUCCAAUGGAUAUCAAACAACUUGCUCAAUAUCCUAUAAACUAGUGCAAGUCACAAUGGAGUCCUAAAAUAAGCUCAUUUAAUUUGCAUUGAAGAACAAUAAAUUCAGCUUAUUAUGUAUAAGCAAUAUAAAUGUAUUAGCUAUAAGCAAUUAGUGUUGAGCAGAAUAAGUUAGGACAGUUGUUAUAAUCCGUGAUUGGAAUAAUGUUAUAUACGUUAAUAUAUUUGUUUUCAA